GGACAUUUGGGUGGUUCUAACUUGAAAGACGCUUUUCACAAACAAUAAUAAUUCGGGGGAAGUCGAGCGCUCUUAAUUGCCAUGGCCGUGGUUCAGUUCAACUCUCUUCCCCGCUUGUGCAGAACCACAGCACCCUUAUCUCCAAUCUCAUACACCCGUUUAGUCUCAACUGUUAGCAUUCCGGUUUGCACUGCUUCCAACGUUUUGAAACUCCCGACCACCAGGCGGAAUAGUGCUAUUUCUGCUCUGGUUUCUGAAGAGAACGCAGUCGGGUCGAGUUCUUCUGGAACUUAUGUGUUCAAACUCACUUACUUAGAGGGGAAUAGUUGGUUGUGGGAUGUUGGUGGAUUGAAAAUACUGGUUGAUCCAAUCUUGGUGGGUAAUUUGGAUUUUGGAAUUCCCUGGCUUUAUGAUGCUGCCAAGAAGUUUUUGAAGACAUUCCAGCUUAGCGAUCUUCCUGAAAUUGAUUGCUUACUGAUUACACAAAGCCUUGAUGAUCAUUGCCAUCUGAAGACCCUGAAGCCCCUAUCUGAAAAGUCCCCAAAUCUUAGAGUCGUAGCAACUCCCAAUGCUAGGCCACUGUUGGAUCCCCUUUUUAGCAAUGUCACGUACAUAGAACCUGGUCAGAGCUCUGUUAUUGAAGCAAGAAAUGGUUCUACAGUCAGAGUUCAGGCCACUCCAGGGCCAGUUCUAGGUCCUCCAUGGCAGCGCCCAGAGAAUGGGUAUCUUGUUAAUUCUCCUCAGGGCCAACAGACUCUUUACUAUGAACCCCACUGUGUAUACAACAAGAGUUUUCUGGGAAAGGAAAGGGCUGACAUUAUCAUCACACCAGUUAUAAAACAGCUUCUGCCUAAUUUUACGCUGGUUUCGGGACAAGAAGAUGCAGUUCAACUUGCAAGGGUGCUGCACGCCAAGUUCAUCGUGCCAAUGAAAAAUGGGGACCUUGAUAGCAAAGGGCUUCUUUCUAGUAUAAUUCAAGUUGAGGGAACAAUAGAAUCAUUUAAGGUGCUAUUGUCAAAGGAACUACCAGAUGCUCAGGUCUUAGAGCCUACUCCUGGUGUACCACUACAAAUCCCAGCACCUUCAAAUCUUCCGUAGUGCAUCUGUAUAAUCUGCCAUCUAUUCAAGGUGGGAUCUCUAAAUUAGAAGGUGAUGUCAGGUAGGAAAGCUCUAAGUACUGUGGUAUAGAAAGCGCUACUAGCAACAUAAUUUAGGCAUGGUUCUGUGAAAGGAGAGAAAAGGUAGUCCUAAGUCCACGAUCCACUAGACUCUUUUCUUUAAACCAUUGAAGAGCUGCAAUUAUCUGAAUUUGUAUGAUCUAACUGCAGGCAGGGAAGCAGUGAUUUUCUAGUAGUUUUACCAAUCAAGUUAAAUACAUAGUUACAUAAAGGGAUAUAAAAAGAACAAGGGUUCUGCCAAAUGUAGCAAUAUAUUCUCCAAUUUCAGUGUUGGAUGUUUUAGUCUUAAACGUGCAAAGCACAUGUGAUGCUUCACUAAUGUUGCCUUGAUUUGAAGUGAAAUGAAAGAAUGAGAAGACACAGAAAAUCUUGAAGCUCCAACCUCCAUUUGGUAACUGUUAAAGGUAGCCUAUGUAUCAUUUGUCAGAUGGCUGAUCUUGUGAUGUUGUGCAUGAACGUUAUUUUCCAUCAAGAACUCAGGAUAUAUAUCUUGCCAUCAAUUGCUAGAAACCAAACAAUAUGCGGACUGAUAAAUUCAACAUAUUACAAUAUGCAAUGGCAAACGGUCUUGGGUGUCGACCA
This is a messenger RNA of Carya illinoinensis, 1760 nucleotides long. RefSeq lists its product as uncharacterized. The coding region runs from base 82 to 1098 and encodes 338 amino acids. The record is from RefSeq and is a predicted model, not a curated record. NCBI's taxonomy places the organism in Eukaryota, Viridiplantae, Streptophyta, Magnoliopsida, Fagales, Juglandaceae. The transcript has 9 exons.